UGUCAGUUCAAAAUGGCGGACGGUAAGGAAGGGUCUAUGAAAGCAGUGCAGCGUUUUGAGCGAAGGGGUGCUUUGAGACAGAAAAAUGUACACGAAGUUAAGGAUCAUAAGUUUGUAGCAAGAUUUUUCAAGCAGCCGACCUUCUGCAGCCAUUGCAAGGAUUUUAUUUGGGGGUUCGGCAAGCAAGGAUUCCAGUGUCAAAUUUGCAGUUUUGUGGUGCAUAAAAGAUGUCAUGAGUUUGUGUCCUUUGGAUGCCCGGGAGCUGAUCAUGGCCCAGAUUCUGAUGCUACAAACUUGCACAAGUUCAAGGUCCACACCUAUGGCAGUCCAACCUUCUGUGACCACUGUGGCUCUCUACUGUAUGGACUCCUACAUCAAGGCCUUAAGUGUGACGCAUGUGACAUGAAUGUCCACAAAAGAUGUGAAAUGAACGUUCCCAAGCUCUGCGGCAUCGACCACACAGAAAGAAGAGGACGUAUUAAUCUUAGAAUUACACAUCUAACUGGCAAAUUGAAAAUUGAAGUCCUAGAGGCACGAAACCUGCCACCCAUGGACCCGAAUGGACUGGCCGAUCCAUACGUCAAAGUGAAGCUCAUUCCAGACGAGUCUAACAAGUCCAAGAAAAAGACGAAAACAGUCAAGUCUACACUCAACCCUGAGUGGAACGAAUCAUUUACCUUUGAUCUCGGGUCUGAUGAUGCUCACAAGAGAAUCUCAAUGGAGGUGUGGGAUUGGGACCGCACAUCUCGCAAUGAUUUCAUGGGGUCACUGUCAUUCGGUAUCUCGGAGAUCCUCAAGAACCCAGCAGAUGGCUGGUACAAACUCCUGAGCCAGGAGGAAGGGGAGUUCUAUGGUAUUCCAGUCAGUGAUGAAGUCGAACCUACCAUCGAAGAGCUCAAACAACUACAGGUCGAGCGCCAGGAAAGCAAUGAAAAGAAGAUGGUUCCCCUCGACAAGGCUCAGAAUGUCAGUCGGCAAGACAUUGUACGUGCAAGUGACUUCAACUUUCUUACAGUUUUAGGAAAAGGUAGUUUUGGAAAGGUAGUUUUAGCGGAAAGGAAAGGGACUGACGAACUUUAUGCAAUUAAAAUAUUGAAGAAAGAUGUCAUCAUUCAAGAUGACGAUGUAGAAUGUACGAUGAUAGAAAAACGGGUUCUGGCGCUGCCCACCAAACCUCCAUUCCUUGUUCUCCUUCACUCCUGUUUCCAGACCAUGGACCGCCUGUAUUUUGUGAUGGAAUAUGUGAAUGGUGGAGACUUAAUGUAUCGAAUUCAACAGGAAGGAAAGUUUAAAGAACCUGUGGCUGCGUUUUAUGCAGCUGAAAUUGCCAUAGGUCUGUUCUAUCUCCAUUCCCAAGGAAUCAUCUAUAGAGAUCUUAAGCUUGAUAAUGUGAUGUUGGAUGCCGAAGGACACAUCAAAAUAGCUGACUUUGGCAUGUGUAAAGAAGGUAUCCUCAACAACAAAACAACACGGACAUUCUGUGGAACACCGGAUUACAUUGCGCCCGAGAUCGUGUUGUACCAGCCGUAUGGCAAGUCGGUAGACUGGUGGGCAUUUGGGGUGUUACUCUACGAGAUGCUUGCUGGACAGCCUCCAUUUGACGGUGAGGACGAGGAGGAGCUGUUCACGUCGAUCACUGACCACAACGUGUCUUACCCCAAGUCCAUGUCCCGAGAGGCCGUAUCCAUCUGCAAGGGGCUGUUGACAAAGAACCCCCAGAAGCGACUUGGGUGUGGCCCGACUGGCGAGAGAGACAUCAAGGAUCAUGCUUUCUUCAGAAGAAUAAACUGGGAGAAGAUAGAAGGCAUGGAGAUCCAGCCUCCCUAUAAACCCAAGAUUAAAAGCCGUAAAGAUGUCAGCAACUUUGAUCGUGAAUUUACAUCCGAACCACCUAAGUUGACGCCCACAGACAAGUUGUUUAUCAUGAACCUGGACCAGACAGAGUUCCAGGGCUUCUCAUACGUCAACCCCGAGUUUGUGGUCAAUGUGUAACUCACCAGCACAAGAAACAGAAAUAUUGCUCUCUUCAACGGCCAUAUUGGAAAGAAAAACAAGAUGGACGCCAUGAGUUUUGACUAUUGAGAGUGUUCUGCCACUGUGCCCAUUGUGGCUGUCCUUGCUGCCAAUCACUAGUGGCUGGCUCUUCUGUGAAGAUGAUUGGCAGAUGUGAAAUGAGUGUGACCUGAUACUGGCAAGUUUCGCUAAAACAGUUGUCAACUGAGGCUCAUGGGAUACCAUCACGUGAUGAGUUACACUGAGAAAAAGGGACUAUGUAGGAUUGUUUGUCAUUUAUAAGUUGCAUACAGUGUACAAUUAUUUCAAUCUGUUAAAGUAUGAUCUUUAGUGUAUUCACUGGUGACAAAACCUUUCCUAGUGUUUUGACAGGUUUCCUUUCUGUGUGUAGGUGCGCAUCCCUGGGUCUACUUCGUUGAUGUAUUUCUGUACAGUACUCUUGUACAAACAGUAUAUAAGUCACAUGCAAAUUAGUCAGUAUAUGACUUUUAUGUUCAAGGUUUAAGUAUUUGUGUUUUCUUUCUGUUUUCAAUGAUAUUCAGCCAGGUAACAAAACAACAUCUUUGAAAAAAAUAUGUAACAUAUGUGUCCAUGCACAAAAAAUCUUGCCAAAAUUUAUGUCUACAUCCGAUCAUUUACGUUCCAUCUGUACUGGUUAAUAUAAGCUAUACACUACCUGUCUGACAUGAUAAUACCUUGUGAUUGGCCAGCAUUAAAGUUUAAUAUAUGUAUUGUAUUAAAUCUGUAAUUAAGAUUUUAAUUUUAUCAUACUGCAGGAAGGGUAAAGUGCAAGUUACGAGGAAUAUUGGUUGAAAUAUUAACACUCACACCAUCAGGGUUGGUCUUUGAUAAGUUUGAAUAAAUUCAACUCAAAACAUU
Molecule: messenger RNA, 2892 nt
Organism: Haliotis rubra (blacklip abalone)
Lineage: Eukaryota; Metazoa; Mollusca; Gastropoda; Lepetellida; Haliotidae
Product: calcium-dependent protein kinase C-like
Biological process (GO): protein phosphorylation
Molecular function (GO): diacylglycerol-dependent serine/threonine kinase activity; ATP binding; zinc ion binding
Source: RefSeq, a predicted model, not a curated record